Messenger RNA from Daldinia caldariorum, 4336 nucleotides. Its product is annotated as MED14-domain-containing protein. NCBI's taxonomy places the organism in Eukaryota, Fungi, Ascomycota, Sordariomycetes, Xylariales, Hypoxylaceae. Bases 619 to 3975 code for a protein of 1118 amino acids. The transcript has 2 exons. Gene Ontology annotation, cellular component: mediator complex; core mediator complex. Gene Ontology annotation, molecular function: transcription coregulator activity. Gene Ontology annotation, biological process: regulation of transcription by RNA polymerase II. The record is from RefSeq and is a predicted model, not a curated record.
GACCUAGUAGGUAAGUCCAAGUCACGCCAAGACGCAUUCAGGCAAGAACGCACUGGUCGCUGUUGUUCUGUCCGUCAUCCGUACCCGCCUUUCCUUGCCUCGCCUCGACGAUUUCCUUUACGCAUGAACUCAUUCCACCUCUCGCCAUUCUUUAUACCAACGAACUUUUUUUUUUUUUACUACGCAUCGCGUCUCCGCCAUUCCCUUUUACACUACAUACCAUCCUCCCCGUCGCUUUGCGCAUAUAUUCUAUACACGCACUACCGAAUACCAUUCAUUUUCUAAAGGGACUAGAGAGGCAUUAUUAUUUUGCUGAUCCUCGUAUCCCUCGACUUAUUUAACUUUUACCAAGAAGAAUCCCCUCCCCAUGCGAACAGAACAAAGAUAAUAGAAGAAAAAAAAGAAAGGAAAGGAAAAAAAAAAGGGAAAAAAGGAGCCAGACCGCAUCGAAGAGAUAUCUCGCAUCCCUCCUCUCCUCUCCUCGCCGACGAAAUCUACACAUGCCUCAGAGCAUCGUCGCAUCUACAUCUCCCGCUUGUUUUCCGAUCGACAACCCAGAAGCCUUGGUGAGCCCAACUCCAGUCUCGCGCCGCGCCGGCGGAAGGGGGUUCGAGGCAUAUGAUGCCCGGUGUCGUCAUGAUGGAGAACGGCGUUCGGGCGUCGCUACACACAAAUCAUGACAGAGACCAUAGUCAAUUUGUUAACGGUAACGGGAAUCAUGCAGCUCAAUCCGCGCCUGACCGACACAAUGGCAUUUCUACCGGGGCUGGAGCUGGAAGCAGUAACGGGGCAAGCUCCAUGGCAAAUGGGAAGGAGAACGGCGACGGCGUAAACGCGGCACUGGUACAGCGAACAAGCUCUAACCCGUCGCGUAUGAACGACCUCCCGGACGAAAUAAAGCAUAUUACGGAUGGAUUCAUCCCCUUGAGCGUGCUGCUGUCGCGGCUCGCCCAGAAAACCCAUAAUCAACUAGCAGACGAGAUAAUUGCUUUAGCUAAAAUGCCAGCACCGACCUCGGCUGCCAACGGCAAUUCCUCUCAUGCUCCUGUCAUUACAGACGAUACUUCACCCGAAAAUCUCAGCAAGAAAACCAGACUUCUUAAUUUCAUCCAGGAAAAACAUGCCGAAUGGGUAAAAGCGAUAGUAAUUGCGAGAUGGAGCCGGAACGCCUCAUCUGUCAGCAAACUGAUCGAUAUACAUUCUCUUUUUAGAAACGAGCAGAAGAGGUACUUCGAUAUCAUAACCAUCCUGGCGGAUCAACGAUGGUCCCUAGCCUUUGCGCGACUCCCGAAUCCUGACCUGCGAACAGCUCUCCACGUACUCUCUACCGGAACGGCCCCCUGGAUGCCGGACCUCGGCUACAUAGAUCCUCCCCCUCUAACUCCAAAGGAGCAGCUACAGUGGAUCGAGAAUCUCAACACUCUACUUUCGAUUCGGCUCAACUUAGAGGACUACGAUAACAUCCCUUACCAUUUUCGAGAUUACACCAUCGAUUCCGGGCGCGUCACCUUCAAGGUUCCUGGCGAGUUCGAGGUAGACCUCACCAUAGCCGACGAGGAUUUUGAGAAGCAGUUCUGGUUCAUUGACUUCCGAUUCGACUUCGCCCCGGCACCAUCUGAGCUAUCCGACUCGCUGAGGAUUUUCUUGGAAAGCAAAGUUAACGAAGUUCUAGAGAAAGAUGGUCUCAAAGGGUGUUAUAAAUUCCUACACGAGUUGGUGCUAACUCACAAGAUCACGGAAUACGUACGCCAGGCUUUCGAGCUGAGCAGGGGCCGGUGGGUGGAUACCCUCAAGGUCGAGCGACUCAAUCGGGCUUUGGCAAUCCAAUAUUGGGUCGGCCGCUACCCGCCAGAGGGCCCGAAAAGCUGGAUCAUCCUAGGUGUCAACAGCGGCAGAAAAGCAGGCGCACCCGAGGACCCUAAAUCGACGAGUUAUCUCACGUUACGUUGGUUCAGGGAUAACAAGGAGGUGAAGGACGUGGGGAUUCCACUUAACGAUGCGAUUAUUUCGACGGAGGAUCUUUUGAACAGCGUGAUUGGAAAACACAUUGAAUAUAUUCUUGGCUCGAUAUACGCCAAAUUAAAACCGAAUGGCCGCUUUGCCAAGCGGGAAGCCGGCCUUGCUCUGGAUAUACGGAAGGAUGACCCGUCACAGUCAUCCCUCAAGGUGCAGAUAGGAUAUAAACACUAUCUAACCGUGAGAGUCAGCCCGAUUACCGGGUUAUUCUCGAUGAAGCCGCAGUCGAGCAUGGCGUGGAAGGAGGAGCAAAGGUUAAACUGGUACUCGAAAGAUCCCAUUCAAGACGGGGUUACUUGUGUAGAAAAUGUGAGAUGCCACUACGUCGUCAACGAAAUUAUCCGACGUGGGAAGAGUAUAGGCUGGUUUGUUUGCAAAGCACCCGUGAAAACGGAGGCUGUAAAGGAAGCGUUGAAGUCACGGGAAGUCGGUCAACUCGUAUGGCUCAGGCGGCGUGGUUGGACGGACCAGUGGUAUUUGAUGGUAAAUCUGAGCUUAAGCGGGGACACAUGGUGUUUGACGGGAGUCUAUACUCCCUCUACCGGAGACCCGCGAAUCUUAUCACUUACCAAGUUACCGCUUAGUUCUUACAUGCCAAACUUCAAAGACAAGUUCUUCUCUAACUUAACUAUCUUUACCGCCGCUAUCAUAUCCCAUAUAACGGACAUAAGGUCCCUCCACCAACGGCGAGUAAAACACUCUAUUUACCCUGGAACCAACUAUGCACUUCCACCGAGCAUAAAGAUUCCAGCUAUCUUAUUACGGCUUUCGGAUAUAUUGCGAUCGCCCCAGUCGAACGAAUCUGGCCGGCGAAUUGCAUCCUGGGCGCACGACUACGUGCAGGUAGUAUUUAGAGGCGCCAGUGGCCCGUCUACUAAACCGCAGACUUCGGACCGUCAUCUGAUGGCUGUCGACGGUACCGGAGAAAACGCAUCACUGCAAAAAGACUCGUUGCAUAUAUUCCUCGAAGCUCGGAUCAAGGUUUCCGAUCCUUCUAGGUUUGGCUUACUUAAAGGACACGUUGAACGAGACGUGGCAUUCAGCAGGCGGCUGGGGGUAUUUGCGCUCCGUUUGGAGGAGAAAAUCGGGGAUACAAUACUAGAUACACUUGUCCAUCGCCUACGGGCCAUCGAUAGGCUGGCCGACUGCAUCGACGCGAUACGUCAAAGCGACAGGGACAUCCAUUGCGAGGAGAUAACCCUUACAAAGAUCGUGGUUAGUUAUACUGACCGACUAAAAUCGGAGACGGGUGCCACGACGCAGCAGAAUGGUCACCGUUGGAAGGCGACGUUAGAGUUGGGUCCUAAUACAACUAGGUUGUUGUUCGAAAAGGGCAACCCACAGUUGCGCUCUUUAGAUCUGUUCCGACAUCUGGUCAAUUCGGAUCUCCGUUGCGAAAAGCUACCGUUUUUCUUGUCGAGCACAUUACCAAUCCAUCGCGCUCUGGAUGCAGUCGAAAAUUCAUGGGGUGCCCUCGAGAUGAACAAUCAGGGUCGUGUCGAGGUUUUCGUAGCGCAUAUGGAUUGGUUUAAUAUACGCUACUAUCUUCCUCCGACCAGGAAUUCGCACGUCCCGCGUCGGUUGACGUUACAGAUUCGGCUUCGAAAACGUCGGGCCGGUGUCGAAUGGGAAAUACUCCGCGAGGAACCUGGUACGAUGAAGAAUCCCGAUGACGAGUUUAAGCAGGUGCUCGACAAGGUUUGGAACGCAGAUAAUAAAUCCUGGCGUUCUCUACUGAACUCGGCUUCGUGCGAGCCAGACCACCGGGUAGCAGAUUUGAUCAGAGCGGUGGACGAGAGCGUCAGGCGGCUCUUGACGCGCUCGCCGACGCUAUUAAAGCAAAACCAGGCUAAGGGCCAGGUACCAGCUAAGAACCAGACCCAGGCUAUGUAUCAUAAGGCGAUGGCAGCCGGUAAGGUUCGGAUGCAGACGGACCAGGUCGUGAUAUUGGACGACUAGGGCGACAGGGAGGGGGAGAGAGGAAAUGAAUAAGUGAUGGCAUGGCGUAGGGAGCAAGCAAAGCAGGUAUACGAGCAAACCAGAAAAAAAAAGUUCUUUUUUCUUUUCUUUUUUUUAGAAAGAAAGAAAGAAGCAGAGAGAAAGAGACUGCGAUGUGAAUCGGGGAUGCUGGCCAUACUUGAGAUACCCUUAGGAAACAGAGGCACGAGAGGCAUAAGGGGGGGGAGAGAGAAUAAACUCCUUAAGCUACCCCGAAGGUCACAAAUGAAAGUAUUAUUAAUGAUUAUUUUCCGAAACGGAUUGCUUUUAUUUUCUCGGUGAUAAUGUCGUAAUGAUUUUGAUAUGUGUUUUGUGCUGUACU